UGCCUACGUCAUUUAUAGCGUGUUUUACGCUCACACACCGCUGCCAGUCUGCGGCAAAUACGCCGAACCAGGUCGCUGGUAUGCCGCUAAACGCGCUAUAAUCUACAUUUAUUGCGUGGUAAGGAAGUGGAGGCAGUCAGACGAGGAGCAACCAAGCGUGGAAUCACCACGGAUUAAAGAAGACUUUCAAAUUGCGAAACAGGAACACCCGCAAUGCCUUUCAUCGCACCCAAGUGCAUUUGACUGCAUGAAUAUCAAUGGACUUGACAGCCAUGGAAACAAACUGGUGGCUCGCAUCAACAGACUACCUGGCCGAGUUGCCGAGGUAUGGUUGAUGCUAAAGCUAGGAGAUGGUCGCUACUUCCACUUCCCCGGAUUUCCCGACUCAAAAGUGUACAACACUGACGAUCAGACCUUCACAGCCGGCGGUCUGCAGUUUGAAGUGCUGGAACCGAUGCUGAAAUGGAGAAUCACAUUUAAUGGACUUCUCAGGGAAGGUCAGAGGAACGAGUGGGAUGAACAAAAUGAAGGAAAUCUGAUUCACGUACAAUUCUGCUUUGUGUGGACGGCGCUGACUGGGCAGUUUUCUUUUAACGACGACAUUGAUCCAAUCACGAUAUCUGACAGCAUUGCUAGAGAAAAGUGGAGUCUAAACUACCUGAAAACAAUUAAGGAGCUCAGUAGGAAACAUCGUAGGUAUGAAGUCUGUGGGCAGCUCUUUGGAAAGCUGAAUGUGGCCGAAGAGUCUGAGAGGACAUUGAUCUUAAGAGGAGUCAGGGAGCACUCCUGGGGCAUCCGAGACUGGGAAACAUACAACAGAUAUAUCGCCAACUGGGGUUAUCUGGACGACGGGACCCUGUAUUCUUUUUCCGUGGCAAGUUUUCCAGGAAUUUUAUCCCAUUUCGUCACUGGCUACAUUUUCUGGCCCAGCGGUCAACAAGUUAUUCUCAAGUCAACAGACCUUCACUUGUCUCGGCUCGGAGAGUUCACCAAAGCUCCUGAUAAGUUCAGCUUUACUGCUCUUGCGGGUGGGUGCUGAGAUGCAAGGCCGUACGCAGGAAAUUUUCUGUAGGGGGGCAAAGGU
Priapulus caudatus is the source of this 1084-nucleotide messenger RNA. RefSeq lists its product as uncharacterized. The record is from RefSeq and is a predicted model, not a curated record. Lineage: Eukaryota; Metazoa; Priapulida; Priapulimorpha; Priapulimorphida; Priapulidae. The transcript has 9 exons. Bases 248 to 1039 code for a protein of 263 amino acids.